Molecule: messenger RNA, 1672 nt
Organism: Thamnophis sirtalis
Lineage: Eukaryota; Metazoa; Chordata; Lepidosauria; Squamata; Natricidae
Source: RefSeq, a predicted model, not a curated record
AUGUCGCUGGCGGUGAAUGCCUCUUCCCCUUCUGAAUCACCUUUACGUCCAGAUCAUUGCGUCGCUUUGUUAUUUGAGAAAAAGUCACCUUCAAGUAAUUCCAUCAAGUUAGUGAAUCUAUGCUCGAUAUUUAUUAGCACAUGGCUGACAGCAGCUGGAUUUAUACAUUUGGUGGAGAACUCAGGGGAUCCAUGGGAAAACUUCCAAAAUAACCAACCACUUACCUAUUGGGAAUGUGUUUAUUUGCUAAUGGUUACUAUGUCCACUGUUGGCUACGGAGAUGUUUAUGCAAAAACAACCCUUGGUCGUCUUUUCAUGGUUUUCUUCAUCCUCGGGGGAUUGGCCAUGUUUGCCAGUUACGUCCCUGAAAUCAUAGAGUUAAUAGGAAACCGCAAGAAAUAUGGUGGUUCCUAUAGUGCGGUUAGUGGAAGAAAGCACAUUGUUGUCUGUGGCCACAUCACGUUGGAAAGUGUGUCCAAUUUCUUGAAGGACUUCCUACACAAGGACAGGGAUGAUGUCAACGUAGAAAUUGUCUUUCUGCAUAAUAUCUCCCCUAACCUUGAGUUGGAAGCUCUUUUUAAGCGACACUUUACUCAGGUGGAAUUUUUUCAGGGUUCAGUUCUCAAUCCGCAUGACUUGGCUAGAGUAAAGAGUAAUUUCUAUAAAGAACUACCACCCAAAAAUAAGAAUAAUCACUCAGAUGCUGCAGUAUCACAAUAAGGCCCAUCUGCUAAAUAUUCCAAGCUGGAAUUGGAAAGAAGGCGAUGACGCCAUAUGCCUUGCUGAACUAAAGCUGGGGUUUAUCGCCCAAAGCUGCCUGGCACCAGGCCUAUCGACUAUGUUGGCAAACCUCUUCUCCAUGAGAUCAUUUAUAAAGAUCGAAGAGGACACUUGGCAGAAAUACUACUUGGAAGGAGUAUCUAAUGAAAUGUACACAGAGUAUCUUUCUAGUGCCUUUGUUGGUCUGUCAUUCCCUGCUGUUUGUGAACUGGUCUUUGCAAAGCUAAAGCUUUUAAUGAUAGCCAUAGAAUACAAGUCGGAGAAAGGGGAAAGCAGAAUAUUGAUCAACCCUGGAAAUCAUGUGAAAAUUCAAGAGGGUACGCUAGGAUUCUUCAUUGCAAGCGACGCCAAAGAAGUGAAAAGGGCCUACUUUUAUUGCAAGGCAUGUCACGAUGACAUCACAGACCCCAAAAGGAUUAAAAAAUGUGGCUGCAAACGACUGAUCUAUUUUGAAGAUGAGCAGCUGACGACGUUGUCACCCAAAAGGAAGCAACGGAAUGGAGGCAUGAGGAAUUCGCCCAACUCUUCUCCCAAACUGAUAAGACAUGAUCCUUUAUUAAUUCCUGGCAACGAACAAGUUGACAACAUGGAUUGCAACGUGAAAAAAUAUGACUCCACAGGAAUGUUUCAUUGGUGUCCCUCAAAGGAGAUUGACAAGGUUAUUUUGACCCGAAGUGAAGCUGCUAUGACCGUCCUCAGCGGCCAUGUGGUGGUUUGUAUAUUUGGAGAUAUGACGUCGGCGCUGAUAGGCCUGAGAAAUUUUGUGAUGCCACUCCGAGCCAGCAACUUCCACUACCACGAGCUCAAACACAUCGUCUUUGUGGGCUCCCUGGAAUAUUUAAGGAGGGAAUGGGAGACCAUGCUUAACUUCCCCAAGCUCUCCAUUUUACCA